AUGUCUAACACAGAUUUAGCUACAAAUAGAAUAAUGGCUCGUCAGAAUGGAAUAGUCCAGCCCUUACUAACUGACUUGUACCAGAUAACAAUGGCAUAUGCAUAUUGGAAAUCUGGAAAAGUAAAUGAUGUGGCUGUAUUUGACUUAUUCUUCCGUACUAAUCCAUUUCAAGGAGAGUUUACUAUAUUUGCUGGCCUGGAAGAGUGCCUUAAAUUUUUACAAAAUUUUCAUUAUUCAGAUAGUGAUAUUGAAUAUUUAAUGCAGAUACUACCGGAUAACAUUGAACCUGAGUUUUUUGCCUAUUUAAAAGAUUUAACAUGUAAGGAUAUUAAGCUGAGUGCUAUAGAAGAAGGAUCGGUUGUAUUUCCAAGAGUACCCCUGUUGCGAAUAGAAGGUCCGCUUAUAGUGGCACAACUAUUAGAGACGACUUUACUGACCCUAGUUAACUUCGCAAGUUUAAUGGCUACAAACGCAGCGCGUUACAGAAUGGUCGCAGGCAAGAAUGUGUCUUUGCUCGAAUUCGGAUUGCGUAGAGCGCAGGGCCCCGAUGGUGGAUUAUCUGCGUCGAAAUAUGCCUACGUUGGUGGAUUUGAUGGAACAAGUAACGUACUAGCCGGGAAGAUGUUCAAUAUACCCGUUAAAGGGACGCACGCACAUUCGUUUGUGACGUCGUUUAGCACACUCGAUGACAUCACCUCAGUCAUGCUAAGACACGCGGAUUCGCUUGAACAGUAUAAUAUGUUGGAAUUAUCAUUAGAGUGGCGGAAACGCAUUUCAUCUAUAAUAGACGUGUCACCAGAAGAAGCAAGCGAUGGCGAACUUGCCGCUUUGAUGUCGUAUGCCAUAGCUUUUCCCACCGGAUUUUUGGCUCUUGUGGACACAUAUGAUAUGAAGAGGUAUAAUAUUCAAGGCUUACGACACGGGCAACGUAUGAAUGGGCAUUCCGGCUACAAUAGCAACUGUGGAACCAAUGUCACUAGAAUAAGCAACUCCACAGUUAUACGUAGUACAUAUGGAUAUAGCACGGUCGAACGCACAUUGAGGAGUGGUUUAUUAAACUUCUGUGCAGUUGCUCUGGCAUUGAACGAUUGUGGGUACAGAGCUGUGGGCAUUCGUAUCGACAGCGGCGACUUGGCUUACCUGUCGGUGUUAGCAAGGAGUACCUUCGAACAAAUCGCCGAAGUAUUCAAGCUCCCUUGGUUCUCCAAGUUGACCAUUGUCGCCUCCAAUGAUAUAAACGAGGAGACCAUACUUAGUUUGAAUGAGCAAGGACAUAAAAUCGAUUGCUUCGGAAUUGGAACGCAUUUAGUAACUUGUCAACGUCAACCUGCGUUAGGAUGUGUUUACAAGUUGGUAGAAGUAAACGGACAGCCUCGCAUUAAGCUGAGUCAGGACGUCGGCAAGGUCACGAUACCUGGUCAUAAGGAGGCAUACAGGUUGUUUGGAGCUGAUGGGCAUGCAUUAAUUGAUCUUCUCCAAAGGUCUUCGGAACCUGCGCCGAUUAUUGGACAGAAAGUGUUAUGUCGACAUCCUUUCCAGGAAUCCAAAAGAGCUUACGUCAUUCCAAGUAAAGUGGAACAUCUUUAUAAGGUAUACUGGAGCGAUGGGGGCAUUUGUAUUUCCCCUAAGCCGUUAUCUGAAGUGCGAGAACGGGUGCAGUCGUCUCUACGCACGCUCCGGCAAGACAUCAAGCGGAACUUGAACCCCACACCAUACAAGGUGGCAGUUAGUGAUGAUCUUUACAACUUUAUCCACGAUCUGUGGCUUCAAAAUGCACCUAUUGGAGAACUAUCAUGA
This is a messenger RNA of Parnassius mnemosyne (clouded apollo), 1797 nucleotides long. Lineage: Eukaryota; Metazoa; Arthropoda; Insecta; Lepidoptera; Papilionidae. The record is from the annotation of a GenBank genome assembly.